AUGGCGAGUGGAACAAGAAGUCAAGUUGGAAGUCAGACAACUGAAAGCCAAAAUACAUCGAAGUAUUUCCAAAAUGACGGCGCCAAAACCGAUGGCAGUAAGGAAAAAGAGUCAACCGAGUCUGUUACUUUGACAGCCGUUAAACUCAUUUUAACUGAAUGUCUUCAAAAUCUAGAGAAAGAUGUCAGGGACAUAUCGGAGAAUUACUGUGGAAAUCACAUCACUGAUUGUACCGAGCUCGUUCAGAACAGAAACCCAUCAUCGCCGCCUUCAUUGUGUUGUUUUCAGAGUAUAUCAUCAAGCAUGUGGGCGUUUAUCUUAUAUAUCACUCUGUCUUUGUGCACAAGUCACGUCAUGUCAAAUAAACUUGGCAACCAGUGGGUGUCAAGCCUGAGUUUGCGUGAUGAAAAUGACGGAAAGACUUGUCAUGACGGAGAAGGACACGCAGGCGUUUGCAGAGACGAUAGGAUUGAUGACAAUUCCGGAUGUUAUACACAUAGCAAAAUAUGUUGGGCACACAACAACUGUAACCGUCAUCUGAUGUGUUUCAUUCCGUACAUGCCGGGGGAUUUAGAUGGUCCGUGUAGAUCUAGUGGCUUCGGUGCACACUGUGUUGCUAGAGAAGAGCAGUGUUUUGGUGUAAUACAUAAAAAUUUGUGUCCAUGUGAUUAUGGGUGUUGCCAUCCAUUCGUGGAUUUGAUCUGCCCUAACCCUAAUGUGUGCCAACUUGCAAGUGCAACAUGUCCUGGGAUUUUCUAUGAUACCGACGUAUGUGGUGUCGGCAAUGGAUGCUGCUAUAAUUCUAUAGAUGAUAGUCAAUGUACUUCAAUUCCUGUACUUGGUGGUGUCAGUGGUACUUGCCAAUACGACAAUACGUUAUGUGAUGGUUGGUAUGUCUCCAAUGAAUGUGGGGGACAUCCUAACAGAAGAUGCUGUAAGCCAAAAACACCGGACGCGGAUGCACCAUAUACGAAUUACCCAGGAGCUCAGUGUUUGGAUAUGACGAAGGAACCUUGCCCCAACGGUGAUUAUCGAUCUGGUCUGUGCGAUCCUGCUGGACCUAGGGAGAGACAAUGUUAUCCCACUACAGGAGCAAUAGAACCAAGUCCGUGCCACUUAGCCGGGGGAUGCUGUAGACCAUUACGAUGUGAAAACAAGGAAAUUGAAAUAAAUGAACAUUGUUUUCAAAAUGAAGCGACAUCCGGACUACCGACAUGCAAGUGCUGCAGACCAAUACAGAAUGGAGGAGGAAAUGGAUACGGAGAUCCUCAUUUUGAAACACUUGACCACAAAUCCUUCCAGUUUGAUGGUCACUGUUCCUAUGUCUUGUUGAGAGAAUGUAAGAAACCACUGCAUACUCCGCGUUUUACUAUCAUCAAUAAACAUGGAUUGAUGGAAAGCCUCAAAGGAAAAUUAAAGGCAUAUGUUUCUAAAAUUUCUGUUGUCAUUCAAUUAUCGUCAAAGAAUUAUUUCAAAGCUGAACUUUUAGAAUCAAAAUACGUUUCGAUAAUUGUGGCGCAGUGCACAGUGUUAACGUUUCUAAGCUCCGUAACAGCUGAAAUAUAA
Molecule: messenger RNA, 1566 nt
Organism: Saccoglossus kowalevskii
Lineage: Eukaryota; Metazoa; Hemichordata; Enteropneusta; Harrimaniidae
Product: von Willebrand factor-like
Source: RefSeq, a predicted model, not a curated record